Molecule: messenger RNA, 957 nt
Organism: Moesziomyces aphidis
Lineage: Eukaryota; Fungi; Basidiomycota; Ustilaginomycetes; Ustilaginales; Ustilaginaceae
Source: the annotation of a GenBank genome assembly
AUGGCACUGAUUGAAAGGGUUGGCUCUUUAGAGACGGUAUCGUUUUUGCGGUUUGAUGCGGCGCUGGUGCGUGCGAUGGUUCAGCAGCGCACCGUACGCGUGAUGCCGAUUGCGUAUCUUACAGCACGCUAUGCGAUGGGGAUGGGGAUAGUGCUGCUGGCAUGUUUGACGAUUCCAACGCUGGGUUCGGGCUGGACUGCGUUUCGACCGGUGUGCUGGCUUCGCGUUGCCCUUCUCCCGCUCACGUUCACCGCCACAUCUACGCUGGUCGGGUAUCGUGCGUUUGUGAUCCACUUUCACCGCCCGCUACUCCUGACGCUGCUCAUCCACAUGCUACUGGCAGCCGUAUUCGCCGGAGGCAUCGCAACCCUGGUGCUGUCGACAGAGAUGGGCUUCGAUGGACCGAGGUUUGUGCCCGAGUGGAUCGUCGCCAUGUUGGCCAUUGCCAUCGUCACAGACAUUACACUCACGCUCGUAGUGGUUGUACCCAUCUUGCAAGACGCUUGGCCACGGAGGGGAGAUGUUGCACAUAUGCUGCUGCGCGAUGCAGCGCUGUUCGGCUUGGGCUCGGUGGCGUUGAAAGUUGCGGCCAUGGUGGCCACGCUUGUGUGGGGCGGGCGACUCGCGAAUCCAUAUCUUCCGUUGAGGAUGCAGGGGAUCGCAUGUGGCAUCUGGGCAUGCAGGAUGUUUCGCGCGCAAUGCACGUUUCUCACCACACAAAGAGAACGCAAGGCCAGCCCGAGCCUCGAGACGAUCCGCUUCGAUCAGAUGCUGCCGGGGGCCGAGUCGAGCAUUGACUCACUUGCGCCGGUCCAGGCGGCUCACCUGUCCAAGAGCGACGACAGUACGAGCCAACACACACACGACGAGCAGACUUGCCAAACAACGAUGCCUACCGACACUGGCUUCAAGACGGUGUCUUGUGCGAGCGCGCAAGAGGUGACGCUAGACGCAUGA